Molecule: messenger RNA, 639 nt
Organism: Nicotiana tabacum (common tobacco)
Lineage: Eukaryota; Viridiplantae; Streptophyta; Magnoliopsida; Solanales; Solanaceae
Source: RefSeq, a predicted model, not a curated record
CGAUUAGUAGAAUCCGAUAGUAUUGAAAGACCAGUGGAGUUUCCCAGCUCAUACCUCCUGCCGCUGACUGACCAUUUCUUCAAACAAAACAACAGAACAUCCUCAACAGAGAACAAAAAACGAAGAAUAAAGGAUGCCGUUGAGUGCAACAAUGGUUGGAGCCCUUUUGGGAUUAGGCACCCAAAUGUAUUCUAAUGCCCUCCGGAAACUUCCUUACAUGCGCCAUCCGUGGGAGCAUUUGCUGGGUAUGGGAAUUGGAGCAGUGGCUACUAAUCAGAUGGUGAAAUGGGAAGCUAAGAGUAAUGAAGAUCUUGAUAAGUUGCUUGAGAAAGCUAGGCUUGCUAAUGAGCGCCGUUAUUUUGAUGAUGAAGAUUAAUACUAUUGGCGGUUUCCAGAGAGUGUUGUGACAGCAGCUUAUGAAGGGUCAAGUUGUUUUCUUAAGCCCGUUGUUUCCUCUUUGUAAGGUUGCAGUACAUUGAUCUUUGUAUUGGCGAAUAACACUUGCAAUAAUCAUAUUUCAAUGGCUUGCAAAUGUGUUCCCUAAUAAUGAGAUUAUUCAUAGUUCCCUAUGACUCUUUGGAUCAUUAUAUGUUAUGAAACUCAAUUUUUUACACAAAGAAAAACUUCUUUUCUGGCCCA